UUCCAUUUUACCGGAAGUACAGCCGGUGGUAGCGUAAGAAAUUAUAAAACGUGACAAUUUUAAAUUUUAUGCCGAAAAUUAUUUGCCUAUCAAUUAUCAUGAAGUGAUCUGCCUACCUGGAUUCAUUACCAUGGUGAUUGCAAUAGGGUUUGAAGGAAGUGCCAACAAACUUGGUAUUGGAAUAAUCCGAGAUGGUGAAGUGUUGUCCAACCCAAGAGAUACCUACAUAACACCACCUGGGCAAGGGUUUCUGCCACGAGACACAGCUAAGCACCAUCAAGCUGUGGCUCUUGAGGUUUUACACAAGGCAUUGAAGGAAGCUCAUCUUAAACCUGAAGAUAUAGAUGUGAUUUGCUACACAAAAGGUCCUGGUAUGGGAGCCCCAUUGGUGUCAACAGCCCUUGUUGCUAGAACUGUAGCACAGCUGUGGAACAAACCUAUAGUGGCUGUUAACCACUGUAUUGGACAUAUAGAAAUGGGAAGAUUAGUGACUGGAGCAGAGAACCCUACAGUGCUGUAUGUUAGUGGUGGAAAUACACAGGUGAUAGCCUAUUUGCAGAGAAGAUACAGAAUAUUUGGAGAGACCAUAGAUAUAGCUGUUGGUAACUGUCUGGACAGGUUUGCUAGAGUACUCAAGCUUUCCAAUGAUCCCAGUCCAGGAUACAACAUUGAACAGUUAGCAAAGAAAGGGAAAAAGUUUCUAGAGUUGCCAUAUGCUGUAAAAGGAAUGGAUGUGUCAUUCUCUGGUCUCCUGUCAUACAUAGAGGAGAAAGCUACAGGUCUCAUUGAAUCAGGCGAGUACACAGCAGAAGAUUUAUGUUUUUCACUACAAGAGACGGUAUUUGCAAUGUUAGUGGAGAUUACUGAGCGAGCUAUGGCACACUGUGGCUCACAGGAAGUACUUAUUGUUGGAGGGGUAGGCUGUAAUGAAAGAUUACAAGAGAUGAUGAAGAUCAUGGCAGAUGAAAGAGGUGCUCAUCUCUAUGCUACAGAUGAAAGGUUUUGUAUAGAUAAUGGUGCAAUGAUAGCUCAAGCUGGUUACUUGAUGUACAAGUCUGGACAGACAACCCCAUUGGCAGAAACGUCCUGUACACAAAGGUUUAGAACAGAUGAAGUUGAGGUGACUUGGCGAGACUGAUUGUGGUCUACAACAAACAAUUUUAUUGGUAGAGAUAUAAUUCAUCAUGUGACACAACCUUCAAAAGGCAGCUUUAUACUCAUGCACGACAUCAUAGUCUGAAGGACUGUUAAAAUAUAUACCAGUUGUGUUUUGUUAAUGGAUGAUGAAUUUCCUACAGUUCAGCUCCAGACUACACCAAAAACUGCUAGUAUGGAUUUAUAGUCGAUACAAGAAUAUUACUGUGUAUUUAGGUCAUUGAAAGUUUAUUUAGGCUUGUAAAAUCAAAUAUUUCAAAAAUCAAGAUGGUUAGCAACUGAAAAGUUUUUCUUUGCAGGCUAAAAAUAUGUUUUGGUCCAUGUCAACUUCAGCAUGGAUUCUUCAAAACUGCUUCACAAACCACACACAGGUGACAGAGGCAGGACAAUUAAUCCUCACAUUGAACAAAUUUGUCAUAUUUGUUCACUCGUCUUGAUUCACCCUGUGGCCAGGACAGAUUCUAAGUACAUAAAUAAGACAUAUUUGUAUCACAUUUUAUUUUCAGUUUAACAGUUAUCCUUCAUUUAACUUGUAAAUAACAUGCAUUCUCUCAGAAGAAUGAUAAAAUACACACUAUAAAAUGAC
This is a messenger RNA of Mercenaria mercenaria, 1741 nucleotides long. Its product is annotated as probable tRNA N6-adenosine threonylcarbamoyltransferase. Bases 131 to 1138 code for a protein of 335 amino acids. Gene Ontology annotation, biological process: tRNA threonylcarbamoyladenosine modification. The transcript has 12 exons. The record is from RefSeq and is a predicted model, not a curated record. Lineage: Eukaryota; Metazoa; Mollusca; Bivalvia; Venerida; Veneridae. Gene Ontology annotation, cellular component: EKC/KEOPS complex; cytoplasm.